AUGGCCUCUUCCAUGACAACGUCGGCUUCGAGCGUCCAGCCUCUCGCGACUGAGAUUGUCGAGAUGAUCGCGGGCCAUCUAGAUGACAAAACGCUAUUUAGCUUCGCAGCAGCUACCCGAACGAUUCGCAGUAAGUCACGCUACAUCUAUGGUACGCAGUUCUUCACGACUAUCCAAUGUCUUCAGCAUCCUAUCAGUCUACAGCGACUUACAGACCUGCCCAACUCUCCGGAUCUUGCGAAAAAUGUUCACACUAUCGUAUUUGACGUAGCCGAUGGACCACUGAUCGACCCCAUGCACGAUGAAGACGUCAAGCGUUCCGAGGCCCAUUCGCUACAACAGUUUCCCCUCAGAUCAUUGGAAAAGCUCAGAAGUGCUCGACUUCACAUCGAUUCCAAUAUAAUAUCGCAAGCGCUAUCCAAACUUCCAAAGCUCGAGCUGGUGUUGGUCGCUGGUGUUUCCCUGGAGUUGUCAUAUCAAUCUCGUGAAAACAGGUCUAAAAUCGACUGGGGGUCCGAAUGCCCUUCUGGGCACUGUAAAUUACGUGAAACACAGGCUACCGUCGAUGUUGUGUUCCGAACGGUUUCAUUGGCGCUGUCACGUGCCGGCGUCAGUCCUAAGAUCCGUCUGGGACUGCGUAGGAGCCGUGCAUGUCGGGAAUACUUUGACCCCAUGUUGGGACUAUCACGCUCUGUCGUAAUUGAAACGCGAAAUCGUUUCGCUCAUCUAGAGAUUUUGGAAGGAUCCAUGGAUACCGAGAGGUAUAUCGGCGAAGAAACAUUGAAGCUUUUUCGACAGAGCAGGUUCGAAGUUCUGGACAUCAAUUAUGGGCAACAUGUCUCCAGGGGCUCAAGACAGCCUGCUAUGGCGUGUCUACAGGGAUUAAACUUCAUUAAUAUUGGUCUUAAAAUGCUUCGCAAACUGACAAUUCAGAGUCUAUGGAUAGAUGAUUAUGUAUUUUUCGAUUUCAUCCGCUCUCACGGGCAUACCCUAAAAGACUUCACCAUGGUCAAUUGCGACGCGUACUCUGAACUGAAUGAAGACAACCCAUGGCUCAGUUUUUUUCACGCUUUGGCCGAGAUACCUGCUCUGGAAGUCCUCAAGCUGGCCUACAUCCAUAAAUUAAAGGCAUCCAAUCCUGACGAAGCGACCGCUGAGCGGAACAAGUGUCUAGAUACUUCCAUGGUGGCGGAAGGCACCUGGUCUGGCCACGUUGAGAUCAGUCGCGCACUAGAGUAUUUGAUAUAUGCCUACGUUUAUACUCCCAAUCCGCUAUCUUUCCUGGAUCUACCAUUCGAUUUCGAUGGUCGCACACUCUUUGGGUACUUGGAUGAUAGAAGGUACUUGAAUCUUCGGUUUGCAAACUUCAAGGCAGCCACGCGAUAUCAGUGGACUGGGGCUGAAGCCAAAGCUCUCAAGGUCUACAGGGAGAAACACCGUAGGGCGGAUAAUACCGUCACUUCUAAGCUCAACCCUGUGGACGACCAGGACAUCUUUCCAAUCCCGGAAUACGUACAAACUACGGUAGUAGCGAAGGAAAAUAAUCUCUCGCAAGAACUAUUGUGA
Molecule: messenger RNA, 1566 nt
Organism: Pyrenophora tritici-repentis Pt-1C-BFP
Lineage: Eukaryota; Fungi; Ascomycota; Dothideomycetes; Pleosporales; Pleosporaceae
Source: RefSeq, a predicted model, not a curated record